This is a messenger RNA of Sparassis crispa, 351 nucleotides long. RefSeq lists its product with no specific name. The coding region runs from base 1 to 351 and encodes 116 amino acids. The record is from RefSeq and is a predicted model, not a curated record. The transcript has 3 exons. Lineage: Eukaryota; Fungi; Basidiomycota; Agaricomycetes; Polyporales; Sparassidaceae.
AUGCCCGUCUCGGACGCCAUCCUCACCCAGAUCCUCACCCAGCUCCAGUCCCUGCAGGUCUCCCAGCAGGCCCUGCAGGCGAAGCUGGACUCCCUGACGAACCCGGUGGUCAGCCCGUUGUCGUCUCCUAAGCAGAGCGGCACGCCGAUCCCUGGCCACCACGAAGCCUCGUCGCCCAGCAGCGUGCCGCUGACGAUCUCACAGACCGGCAGUGGCGUGCAGACGCCGUCUGCGCUGUUCACGAACGGGCCUGUGUCGUCGGACAAGAUCAUCAACGAGAAGGACAGGGAGAAGCUGCUCUACCCUAGCAGGGUGUUGCUCAGCAGUCGGGAGAUUCGGUUUGUUGCGUAA